This is a messenger RNA of Monosiga brevicollis MX1, 3260 nucleotides long. RefSeq names its product dispatched-like protein (gene Dispatched-like). The transcript is spliced from 9 exons. Bases 1 to 3108 code for a protein of 1035 amino acids. The record is from RefSeq and is a predicted model, not a curated record. NCBI's taxonomy places the organism in Eukaryota, Choanoflagellata, Craspedida, Salpingoecidae. Gene Ontology annotation, cellular component: membrane.
AUGCCGUCCGAGCAGACGGGUCAUGGCCGGUCCUUGAAGGCACGUGUGCUGGACACGGUCUGCGAGCUCGUCGUCAUGCGGCCCAUUGCCGUGGCUGGUUCCGUCAUGAGCCUGGCCUUUCUCCUGACGAUCAGUACGCUCUUACUAUGCGCUGACCACCCCUCUAUCUGUGUCCUGCUGAUGGAGCCUAACCCUUGCAACUGUGUGCAUGUCGCAGUCGGCUUUGUUGCUUAUCCUUUUGAGAUCGAUACGACCGGCACUACCUUUGUGCCAAAAUCGAGUGAGGUCUACCGUGUCGCCGAGACCUUCCUCAUUACCGAGGAGAAGACCCGUUUCAAUCCCUACCGCAAUGUCGAAGAUUUGGAAGGCAUUACUGUGGCACAACAAACCAUCGAAGAGUACCUUCUCACCAUGAUCGUCGUCGGCAAAGGUGGCGCCAAUAUCCUGACUACCGAGGGCAUCAGUCUCAUCAAGAGCACAGUCGACCGCAUUCGUGCCCUGCAGCCCGACGCAGAUGUGGCUGGCUAUUCCGACGUCUGCCUUCGUGGUCAAAACACUGGCGAAUGUGCCCCCCUUUCCAGCCUCCUCAAGUAUUUUUAUGCCACUGAAUAUCCCGACUGCCCUGGCGUCUUCAAUCCCGACGGCAAAAACAGCGACCUUGCCAUGCCGGUGGAAGACGUGCUGCGCAAGCUGAUCGAUCCCUCACAGGGCUACACGUUUUGUACCGAGGCAGUGGCUCCCGCCUGCAACCAAACUUGCAUGACUCCUAACCAGGACGACAUCGCCUCCUACUUGGGCAACAAUUUCGGCUACGCCAACACCACGACCCUUGCAGGCGAGCCCAACCUGGAGAGCGACGUCACUCGCCUCAUUAUGAAAUUCGGCAUGCCUCUUGCCGGUUACAACAACUCGGAUGAUCGCUUCGAUGACCAGCAGAAGAUUAUCGAAGUUGCCAUUGUGAUUGUUGGCAUCUACGUCAUCUUCCAUACCCAGAGCCUUUUCCUGGGUCUUUUGGGCAUGCUGCACAUUCUGAUCAGUUUUCCCGUGGCCUACCUCUUUGGCCAAGCUGCCAUGGACUUUGGAGGCAUGGGCAUUUUGAAUCUUAUGGCUCUCUUCAUUAUUUUGGGCAUUGGCGCUGAUGACAUUUUCAUCGUCGUUGAUGGUUGGAAACAAAGCCAGCACGAAGUGAGCAUGCCCCAUGGCAUGGCCCGCAUCACUUGUCAAGCCGAUGAGUUUUCGGACCUCAACACCGAAUGGCUCAAGAAGCGCAUGCGCUGGGCAUACGCUCGCGCUGCUCAGGCCAUGCUCAUCACUUCACUCACCACCGGCGCUGCUUUUGUCAUGAACCUCACUUCAACGGUGCCGGCCAUUCAAAUUUUUGGUGGCUUCACCGCUUUUAUGGUUCUUUUCAACUACCUCCUUGUCAUCUCCUUCUACCCAGCCAUCGUGAUCAUCUAUCAACGUCAUGCCCAGUAUUGGGUUUCUCCCCUCUCCUUCUGCGUCAAGAGCGGCCACAUGCACGCCGGUUUUGAAAAGUCAGAUGAUGACCUCCCGCAAGCCCAAAACCCCGUCGUGCCUGCGGGUGCAUCAAAUCCAGACAACGACCGCGACGUCUCUGGCUUUCGAGGCAUUGAGCGCUUCUUCUACAAGACCUACGCUCCCUUCAUUUACAAGCAACGUUUUUUCAUUACCGCGGGUUUUGUUCUUUUCUUCAUCAUUACCAUCAUCUUUGCGGCCCAGCUUGAGGCGUCGGAGACGCCGGCUCAAUGGCUUCCGAAAAACAACCAUCUGCAGCAAACUCUGGACAUCCUCGACAACAAUUUUGGUGUGGACGAGGACCCACCCCAAGUGGCAGUCUUUUAUGGUGUCAACAAGGUCAGCACCAAGAGCACCAAUCCCUACAACCCCAAUGAUGUCGGCAAACUCUCGUUCUAUGAUGCCUUUGAUCCCUCUUCUCCAGCGGCACAAGAACAGUUCAUUGAGCUCUGUGAGCUGUACCGAGCUCAGUCUUUUGUCUUUAACAAAGAGGUUAUUUGUCCCAUGGAAGAGUUUCGUGAUUUCCAGCUUGGCAACGGGGAGCCGUUCCCGGUACCCCAAGCCGAUUUUGCUGAGCUCUUGGGCAACUUCACGCAAUACUACGAGUUCAUCAACGGGCCGGCCCCCGACUAUUCCGGUUUUCUGGAAUCUUCCAUUCAGGAUGCUGAGACCCGCGAAACUCGGCGUCAAAACGUCAUUGAACUUUUCCAGCUCAUUCGCUUCGACAUUGAAAGCAACACGCCUGUUGUGCGCUCCAUGGCCAUCGCAGUCACCACCACGCUUUCGGCCAGCUCUUCGGGCAAAACUGUGCAAAAGGUGUAUGAUGCUGUUGCUGCCAUCACCGACGAACAAAACGACCUCGCUGAAAACCAGGCCUUUGGAUUCCGUGCGUAUCACACCAGUGACCAGUAUCUGGACAUGGUCCUAGAACAAACGCUUCUCAGUGCCGCCGUGACGGGUAUCGGUGCCUCUUUGGCACUGGCCUUUGUGAUUAUCGUGCUGACGACACAUGAUCUUGUUCUUUCAGUGAUGGCCAUCGUGGCCAUCGGAGGCGUCGUCACCACUUUGAUUGCCUUCAUUGUUUGGCUGGGCUGGAGCCUCACUGUCAUCGAGUCCAUCUGCUUGACCAUUCUUGUCGGCCUCAGUGUGGAUUACGUGAUUCAUUUGGGUGUUGCCUAUCAAGAGUCAAAGGCCAGCACUCGCUUUGGCCGCAUGCGUGAUGCGCUUGUGGUCAUGGGCAUUAGCGUGUUUUCGGCGUCAGUGACGACACUUUUGGCUGCCAUCGUGUUGACGGCCACCACUAUCAUUUUUUUCUUCAAGUUCGGCCUUUUCAUCAUGCUGACUAUUUUAGCUAGUACACUUUGGUCCUUUGGGUUCAUGAUGAGUUGGCUCUCGAUCAUGGGACGCACCGACCAUCACAAUGACCUCAAGUAUCUCUGGCGUAAACUCCUCGGCCUCUGCGGGCGAGCACCGCCGGACACGCCUCCAGUCUCUUCUCCCAAGGCCAGCGUGGGGCCGAGCGCGGCCAGCGAGCAUGAGAUGGAGUCUGUCACGAGCACCGUGUCCGUGUAAGGGUCUUGUGUGCGAGUGUUUUUUUUUUAACUGGUUGUUAGUAUGUUUCUGAUUCACAACGGAUACCUGCGAAAUGCUAAGUAUCCUGCCCACAUCGAGUCGGUGGUACAUGUUUUGCAGUGUCAGUGAGUUUUUGGACGGCGUUGUGCGUU